UUUUGAAAAAACAAUCGAUUCAACAAACAAUUUAAUGCCAAAGCAUGCCUUCAAAAUAUUCAAAGUAAAAUGCCAUUGACGGCUCCAGAAAAGUGCCCAGUUUUAAAAGACGAGAUGAACAGCAGCGAGGAUAAGGAGUGCAAGGAGGAAAACAAAAAUGAACCACAGGAGUCGGCGGCGAAGGUAGUGGAUGUGGUUGCCGUAGCGGUCAGUUCCAAUAGGAGCAACGUUCAAGAGCCACAAUUUUAUGGCAAAGCGCAAAAAUAUUGGUCGGAGGUGCCAGCCACAGUCAACGGGAUGCUGGGAGGCUUGGGUUACAUCAGCGCCAUCGAUGUACAGGGAUCCAACACCUUUCUUCGCGAAAUACGGGUUCCUGGAAACAAAGCUGCGUUGGACUGCGGUGCCGGCAUUGGACGAGUGACUAGGAAUCUCCUGAUUCCCCGCUUCCAUUGCGUGGAUAUUGUGGAGCAGGACCCAGCUUUUGCGAAUAAAGCCCGGGAGUACUGUACAACUGAGAGCCAGCCUGUCGGCAGUUUGGGGGAAAUCUACAACGUUGGACUACAGAAGUUUACUCCCACAAAGAAGUACGACCUCAUCUGGAGUCAAUGGGUCUUGGGGCAUCUCACUGAGCUGGACUUGGUCGACUUCUUUCGACGCAUGGGACAAGGACUGGCUCCGGGCGGUUUCUUUGUAAUGAAGGAGAACGUUACCAAAUCAAAGGAGAUAAUCGAUGAUGACGAAGAUUCCUCGGUUACUCGCCCUCUUGAGCACUACGAGAUCUCGCUAAAGGCGGCUGGAUUUCGCAUUGUGCGAAAAGUGCGCCAGCAAAACUUUCCAAAAGACCUUUAUCCAGUUUAUAUGAUUGCCUGCAAGCCACUCUCUGUGGCUUAAAUUCAAAAUGUAGUUACUAACGUACAAGUUAACUUGUACCCACAAAAUCCAAUAUCACAAUUUUAGCUAGUCAACAAAAUGUUAAAAUUAUAUUUGUAUAGUUAAUAGAGACAAAUAAAUGUAUCAAAUGACCAAGCCGG
This is a messenger RNA of Drosophila obscura, 1031 nucleotides long. RefSeq names its product alpha N-terminal protein methyltransferase 1. Lineage: Eukaryota; Metazoa; Arthropoda; Insecta; Diptera; Drosophilidae. Gene Ontology annotation, molecular function: N-terminal protein N-methyltransferase activity. Gene Ontology annotation, biological process: N-terminal protein amino acid methylation. The record is from RefSeq and is a predicted model, not a curated record. Gene Ontology annotation, cellular component: cytoplasm.